CGGGGACACCUCGCCAGGGGAGGGGGAAGCGCCGGGCGCAGCCGCCGGGCCCUGACUCCUGAUCUCCCGGCCCCCCCCCCCCUCCCCCCUCCCCUCGUCCCGGUCCCCUCCCCUCCGGCCCCCGGGGAAGCCGCCACCCCCGGCCGGUCCCUCCUCCCCACCCCUUUCCCCCGACCGGGUGCCGCCGCCGAGAUUGGGCGAAUAGCGAGCAAAUACGUGCGCGUCUCGCUGCCUCCUCCGGCUGCCCGCUCCCUGCCCGCCGGAGCCCAGCCGCAGCCCCCCGAGGCGGGUGCCCAGUCCCGGCCGCUGCCCAGGCCCCGCCGCUCCUCCGCCCCUUCCCCUCCCGACGCAGGCCCGCAGCCCCCAGCGGGAAAGGCCCAGGCCGUCGCCGCCGAGCCCCAGCCCCAAGCCCAGCCCGACAUGAACCACCAUCAGCAGCAGCAGCAGCAGCACCAGAAGCCCGGGGAGCAGCAGCUGAGCGAGCCCGAGGACAUGGAGAUGGAAGCUGGAGAUGCAGAUGACCCUCCAAGAAUUACUCAAAAUCCUGUCAUUAAUGGGAAUGUAGCAAUGGCUGAUGGACAUAAUAACACCGAAGAAGACAUGGAAGAUGAUACAAGUUGGCGAUCGGAAGCAACAUUUCAGUUUACAGUCGAACGCUUCAACAGAUUGAGCGAGUCAGUUCUCAGUCCUCCCUGCUUUGUACGGAAUUUGCCAUGGAAGAUCAUGGUUAUGCCACGACUCUACCCGGACAGACCACACCAAAAAAGCGUAGGAUUCUUCCUACAGUGCAAUGCUGAAUCUGACUCCACGUCGUGGUCUUGUCAUGCGCAAGCAGUUCUCAAGAUAAUAAACUACAAAGAUGAUGAAAAAUCAUUCAGCCGUCGUAUUAGUCACUUGUUCUUUCAUAAGGAAAAUGACUGGGGCUUUUCCAACUUUAUGGCCUGGAGUGAAGUUACUGAUCCUGAAAAAGGCUUUAUAGAAGAGGACAAAGUUACUUUUGAAGUCUACGUUCAAGCAGAUGCUCCACAUGGAGUGGCGUGGGAUUCAAAGAAGCACACAGGAUAUGUUGGCUUGAAGAACCAGGGAGCAACUUGUUACAUGAACAGUUUGUUACAGACUUUAUUUUUCACAAAUCAACUACGAAAGGCGGUGUAUAUGAUGCCCACUGAAGGAGAUGAUUCAUCCAAAAGUGUUCCUCUAGCAUUGCAAAGAGUGUUUUAUGAGCUGCAACAUAGUGACAAACCAGUUGGAACUAAAAAGUUAACAAAAUCUUUUGGGUGGGAAACUUUAGACAGCUUCAUGCAACAUGAUGUCCAGGAAUUAUGUCGAGUGCUGCUUGAUAACGUGGAAAAUAAAAUGAAAGGCACGUGUGUAGAAGGCACUAUUCCUAAAUUGUUCAGAGGAAAGAUGGUGUCUUAUAUCCAAUGCAAACACGUAGACUAUCGAUCUGAACGAAUAGAAGAUUAUUAUGACAUCCAACUAAGUAUAAAGGGAAAGAAAAAUAUUUUUGAGUCCUUCAUUGACUAUGUUGCAGUGGAACAGUUGGACGGUGAUAACAAGUAUGAUGCAGGAGAACAUGGCUUGCAGGAGGCAGAGAAAGGUGUAAAGUUUCUCACGUUGCCACCAGUGUUACACCUACAGCUCAUGAGAUUUAUGUAUGAUCCUCAGACUGACCAGAACAUCAAGAUAAAUGAUAGGUUUGAGUUUCCUGAACAGUUGCCACUAGAUGAAUUUUUGCAAAAAACAGAUCCUAAAGAUCCUGCAAAUUACAUUCUUCAUGCAGUUCUCGUACACAGUGGAGAUAACCAUGGUGGACAUUAUGUUGUUUACUUAAAUCCAAAGGGUGAUGGCAAAUGGUGUAAAUUUGAUGACGAUGUUGUAUCAAGAUGUACAAAGGAAGAAGCGAUUGAACACAACUACGGAGGCCAUGACGAUGACUUAUCUGUACGACACUGUACUAAUGCAUACAUGUUGGUUUACAUCAGGGAAUCAAAAUUAAGUGAAGUUUUGCAGCCUGUCACAGACCAUGAUAUUCCUCAACAACUUGUAGAAAGGCUACAAGAAGAGAAAAGAAUAGAGGCUCAGAAGAGGAAGGAGAGGCAGGAAGCUCAUCUCUACAUGCAAGUGCAGAUAGUAGCAGAGGAUCAGUUCUGUGGCCACCAAGGCAAUGAUAUGUACGAUGAAGAAAAAGUGAAGUAUACUGUUUUCAAAGUAUUAAAAAACUCCACGCUUACGGAAUUUGUUCAAAACCUCUCUCAAACAAUGGGAUUUCCGCAGGAUCAGAUCAGAUUAUGGCCAAUGCAAGCUAGAAGUAAUGGAACGAAAAGACCUGCAAUGUUAGAUAAUGAAGCAGAUGGCAAUAAAACAAUGAUUGAGCUCAGUGACAAUGAAAAUCCAUGGACAAUAUUUUUGGAAACAGUAGAUCCAGAGAUGGCUGCUACUGGAGCAACAUUACCCAAGUUUGAUAAAGAUCAUGAUGUAAUGCUGUUCCUGAAAAUGUAUGAUCCGAAGACUCGGAGUUUGAAUUAUUGUGGACAUAUCUACACACCUAUAUCCUGUAAAAUACGUGACUUGCUUCCAGUUAUGUGUGAGAGAGCAGGAUUUCCACAAGAAACUAACCUUAUCCUCUAUGAGGAAGUUAAACCCAAUUUAACAGAAAGGAUUCAAGACUAUGAUGUAUCUCUUGAUAAAGCUCUUGAUGAACUCAUGGAUGGUGACAUCAUAGUGUUUCAGAAGGAUGAUCCAGAAAAUGAUAACAGCGAACUACCAACAGCUAAAGAAUACUUCAGAGACCUCUAUCAUCGAGUGGAUGUCAUUUUCUGUGAUAAAACCAUCCCCAAUGACCCUGGCUUUGUUGUUACUUUAUCCAAUAGAAUGAACUACUUUCAGGUUGCAAAGACAGUUGCACAAAGACUUAAUACGGAUCCAAUGCUAUUACAGUUUUUCAAGUCUCAAGGUUAUAGGGAUGGCCCUGGCAAUCCUCUUAGGCAUAAUUAUGAAGGUACUUUAAGAGAUCUUCUGCAGUUCUUCAAGCCUAGGCAACCUAAAAAACUUUACUAUCAACAGCUCAAAAUGAAAAUAACUGAUUUUGAAAACAGAAGAAGUUUUAAAUGCAUAUGGCUAAAUAGCCAGUUUAGGGAAGAGGAAAUAACAGUAUAUCCAGAUAAGCAUGGGUGUGUGCGGGACCUGUUAGAAGAAUGUAAAAAAGUUGUAGAACUCUCUGAAAAAGGUUCAGGGAAAUUAAGGCUGCUAGAAAUUGUAAGUUACAAAAUAAUUGGUGUCCAUCAGGAAGAUGAGCUGUUAGAGUGUUUGUCACCUGCAACAAGUCGAACGUUUCGAAUAGAGGAAAUUCCUCUGGACCAGGUAGAUAUAGAUAAAGAAAAUGAGAUGCUAAUCACAGUGGCACAUUUCCACAAAGAGGUUUUUGGGACAUUUGGAAUUCCAUUCUUGCUGAGGAUACACCAGGGUGAACACUUCAGAGAAGUUAUGAAGCGGAUUCAGACAAUGCUGGACAUACAAGAAAAAGAAUUUGAAAAGUUUAAAUUUGCAAUUGUAAUGAUGGGCCGACACCAAUAUCUCAAUGAAGAUGAGUAUGAAGUGAACUUGAAAGAUUUUGAGCCCCAACCUGGCAACAUGUCUCAUCCAAGGCCAUGGCUAGGGCUUGACCAUUUCAAUAAAGCCCCAAAGAGAAGUCGCUACACUUACCUUGAAAAAGCUAUUAAAAUCCAUAACUGACUUACGUAACCAGAUUGUCAAGGCAAGGGACAAAAAUAAGUGUGUGUGUGCACCUUUUUAACAACUGUAGAACUUUGGUACACGUGCACUAUAUCUGAAGUCUUCAGCAAGAGGAUUUGCUGCUGAUGUUAAUUUUAUUUUGUUGAGGCUGUUCAGUUUGGCUUCUCUGUAUCUAUUGACUGCCCUUUUUGAGCAAAAUGAAGGUGUUUUUAUAAAGCUUGGAUGCCAAUGAGAGUUAUUUUAUGGUAAACGUAAUGCAAGGCAAUUGUCAGCAUAAUGAGGGAAGAGUUUAGUAGAACAGUUGACAUUGGCAAAAUAUUUGUCUGUAGUACGUUUAUAGAUGGCAUAAGCUGGCUGGCUGCCCUUCCUGGUAUGGUUUUCACCAUCACUGCAGCUAGUAAGUCUUAUGUUUAGACUCACAUCAGAUUUAUUUCCUUCAGUUAUACUUUAAAUGACAUUUUUGUGCAUUUGUAAAUGCAAAAAACUCACAUCAUCAAUAAAUAGCAAUCUCUACUUCAUUGUGUACAUUGUUGGCACUUAUUUGGGAUUUUUGUCUCCUCCAGCUGCAUAGAAUCCUUUUUUAAUAAACUAGUUUUCAUUUAAUUUAGUCACUACUUUGCAUCCUGUUUUGCCAAGUGGAUGCCCUGACUCCUAAAAUGAGAUAUUUGGGUCUUUUUAUUAAAUUUUCAACCAUUGUUGAAUACAGUUGCAAUUUAUUAUGCCAUCUUCUGGGAAAUAGAAUGACACUCAAAGUUGGCAAAAGCAAGUGAAAGGAUUAUAAAUAUCAUUAAUUUAGUUAAUAUGGGAAGAGAUGGGGAAAACACAAGAAAUAGCCUUUUAGCACAGAGGGGCAUGCUCACUAGUAUUUAGUAAGCUGUUGACUUUGUAUAAAAAAGGAGGAAAAAAAAAGAAAAAAGAAAAAAGUAAAACUGAAAUUGUAUAUUUAAUGAAUGAACAUGUACAAUUUAACACUUGGAGGUUAAUUUUGUUGGGUGAUUCUGCAAGUGAAUUUCACUGAUGUUGAUAUUCAUUGUGUGUAGUUUUAUUUCAGUCCCCAGACUGCUUCCUUUUAUUUUGGAGCUAAUGCCAGCCGCGUGUCUAGUUUUGAGUGCAGUAAAGAUAGAAUCAGCAAUUCACACUUAAUUUUACAUUUUUUUCCAGUAUUUUAUUUUGUUUCUGUAGCCGCAGUGUACAACAACUCUUCCUGUAUAUUGCCUUUUUUUGCUGGAAAAUGUUGUAUGUUGAAUAAAAUUUUCUAUAAAAUUUUUCUUCAGUGAGUGAUGACAUGGAAGUUGAAGAAGAUUUUCUCUUCUCCAUGGAAAUAGAGUUCUGGGAAAGUACUUUUAUUUGUGAGGUUUUGCUAAAGGUGUGUUUUCUUGUUUUCAGUGUUGACAGUUGUGUAACCCUCAUAUUGGUUGUUUUGGAGUUUGGGGGAAAAUUUGUGGGGUUUUCUGUUCAGUUGUUUUAGGUUUUGGAUUUUUUUUUUUGUUUUGUUUUGUUCUGUUUUUGGGUGUUUUGUUUUUUUACCUCCUAACUAGUUACAUUUGAGCUUAACAAAUAGAAGGGUUUUCCUGGAAGGAACCAUGUACAAAUACAAUGAAUGGAAAAAUUAUUUUGCUAGUUUGUUUGUAAAGCUUGUAGUAGAGUCUUUGUGGUAGACUUGACUCUGCCUGCCUGUACAAAAUUUUGUCGUCCAGAUUCUCAAGUCUAAUAUUAUAAAUGGUGUAAAGUUAAAAUCUGGAGUCUCUAAAGGUAAGCUCUCUUAAUAGAGUGAUAGGUUCCCUCUGUAGUGUGUUCCCUGUAUUCAUAACCAAAACAAAGUUCUUAGAAGCUUCCUUUUCUCAGACCUACCAAUAAACAUUUAGUAGGGGUUGUAUACAUGUGAUGGCCUUUAUACUUUCUUUUCUGAGAUGUGGGUGCUGGUGAUAACUGAAAACACCAGCAAGUAUUUUUAAAUCGAAUUUUAAGAUAUUUUGUUCAUAUAGCUUUAAAAAUGCAUUAAUCUCCAAUAUUAGGUGUGUCUGAGUUUCUUUUUAAUUUAUAUGCCGUGGUGCUUUUAACCGUCUCUAAUUCCCAGUCAAAGCAAACUAGUUGUUUACAUUGCUUUUGUCGUCUGAGUACAUAGGUUACAGGUAGAGGGAAGUGCUUAAAUGGCAUGCCUUAAAUGGAUCAAGAUUUCCUUUGACUUGUAUUUGCAUUGAACUGGUGAGAAAGGUAACACAAUCCAAGACAACUGGUACUUUUAAUAGUAGUAUUCGGGUUGUCUCUACAGGCUUUCAGUAAAUAUCAGGGUUUGUAUUCAAAAUACUUCUGUAAAAUUAGGUACUCUGAUCAGCAGUAGUAGGCCGUAAUUAUAUUUUGUGAAUUCAAUGUUAUGGUAGACAGAUAUGAAAUCGAGUUUGUAUCUGAAUGUCACUAACUUUUAGCACUAAUUUAUGGGAUUCUGGCAGCUUCUAGGGAAUAUCUUAUGAAAUCGCAAUACUUCCUAUUUCAGAAGAAAAUACUGCUAACAAAGUAAAUUUUGGGUGCCUUUUGAUUUUUAGAUGACUAGUUCUUACAUGCUUCAGUAUUUGUGCAAUUCCCACACCAAUUUUGAAAAGACAAUAUAUUAAGGCAUUCCGUAUGCACUAUUUCCAGUAACUGAAGUUUUUUAUGGAACAAAAAAAAAUUGGAGCAUAAAUAACUUGUUACUCAAAUGUAGAAACACACACAGCUAUGAAGAGAAGAGGAAGAAUGGAGGUUUUCUCAGGUGCAGUAUCUUUGUUUAGCUCAUUCUAAAAAUUUACAAGAGUACAGUCUUCAAAGCUACUGUGCUUUCCAUUUCUAAUUCAGAUAUUGGAAUUAUCUGGAUAAGAGCAAAUGCAUUAAAUUAACUUGAUAAUAAGUGUUAAGCAAUAAGGAUGUAAAUUCAUGGUAUACAGGAUCAGAGCACCAUGAUGUUAGCGGCCCGUCUGAAUUCUUGAAAAUAGCAAGAAUUGUUCCUGUAGAUUUACAUAGUGCCUUUUAUUCUAAAGGAGUCCAAAGCAUUCUGUGAAAUCUAAGCAAAUCACACCAGUUGAAAUAGUUUGACUAGAGAGUGACAGCCAACAAAAACACCCUUUAUACAAGAAGGCUUGCUUAGCAGCACCAGGACAAAUUCGUACUGCUGCAAGACACGUCAGAGGGAUCAGGCUGAUGUCGUGCUGCAGGACGUGCAGUGCCCGGUGCUGUAUCUACCUCAGCUGCUGCCCCUCGGAGCUGGGACCCAGCCUGCUGCUCCCUAGAGCCUCAGACCUGGAGCUUGGACCGCCCUCAGUCGUGCGGGCUCUGUGCUGGCUGCAGGCAUCAGUACGUAGAUCUAAGCGACGCUGUGUUUUGCUAUUUGAUAACCUUUGUGAGAAAUCUUUUUUUUUUCUGUAGGAACUGUAUAUAUUGUAAAUAAAAUAGAUAAGGGUAAACACUG
Messenger RNA from Cygnus atratus (black swan), 7177 nucleotides. It is a transcript of the gene USP7, whose product is annotated as ubiquitin specific peptidase 7. Bases 421 to 3735 code for a protein of 1104 amino acids. Lineage: Eukaryota; Metazoa; Chordata; Aves; Anseriformes; Anatidae. Gene Ontology annotation, molecular function: cysteine-type deubiquitinase activity; protein binding; cysteine-type endopeptidase activity. The record is from RefSeq and is a predicted model, not a curated record. Gene Ontology annotation, biological process: protein deubiquitination; regulation of protein stability. Gene Ontology annotation, cellular component: cytosol; nucleus. The transcript is spliced from 31 exons.